Cricetulus griseus (Chinese hamster) is the source of this 513-nucleotide messenger RNA. The record is from RefSeq and is a predicted model, not a curated record. NCBI's taxonomy places the organism in Eukaryota, Metazoa, Chordata, Mammalia, Rodentia, Cricetidae.
AUGGAAGCCAGAAGCAAGCCCCAGUUCUUGGCAUUCUUGAUGCUCUUCAGUGUGCUGUUCUCUCAGUCACUGGCCUGGCCUCUCUUUGGACCACCCUCUGCUGUAAGGUUGGAUGACAGGGUGCCGUUUGAAGGAGCAAGUGACCCUGAUCAAGUGUCAUUAAAAGCAGACACUGACAUCUUACAGAAUGCCCUAGCGGAAAAUGACACACCCUAUUACGAUGUAUCCAGAAAUGCCAGGCAUGCUGAUGGAGUUUUCACCAGCGACUACAGUAGACUUCUGGGUCAGAUUUCUGCCAAAAAAUACCUUGAGUCACUCAUUGGAAAACGAAUCAGCAGUAACAUCUCGGAAGACCCAGUGCCAAUCAAACGACACUCGGAUGCAGUCUUCACGGAUAACUACACCCGUCUUAGAAAGCAAAUGGCUGUAAAGAAAUACUUGAAUUCCAUUCUGAAUGGAAAGAGAAGCAGUGAGGGAGACUCUCCAGACUUCCCUGAAGAGCUAGAAAUAUGA